AUGGUCUGCUCAGCUGCCCCUGUGCUGCUCCUGGCCAUGACUCUCCCUCUGGUGGAGCCACCAGCUGCCCAAGCAUCCCAGUCUGGACAGAGGCAGGCUCGAGGGGGAUCAGGGCCACAGCUGGACCCCGAAAGUGGAGCAGGUGAACUGGUCCUGAUCUCCGUCUACGUACAGCUGGACUUCUCCGAUGAGCCCUGGCCGGCGGCACUCUCUCAGCCACUGACUGUCCCGGCUGCCUCGGCUUCCUCGGCCCCAGUGACUCUCACUGGCCUCAACCUCACAACAGAGUGCAAUGUCACCCACAACGGGUGCAGCUACUGUGCUUGCCUCUCUGGGUACCAGUGGAACGCCAGCAUCUGCAGCCAUCACCAGCCCUGUCAAACUCCCAUCAAACACCGGCCGUGUGGCUGUCUUGUCCUGAACCCUACUGAAGCCGGGUACUGCCAGCUGCUGCCACCUGGUGAGGAGGGCUGCUGUCUCCUGCCUCCUGCAGUCCCCGCGACCCAGAGCCUUGACUCCUGGCUGCAAAUGCCUGGCAACACCCUGAACCUGACCCUCCUCAUGAACCAGGAGACCACCGACCUGAACUGGUUCCUGUGGCCCCCAGGAAGCCCCAGCCCCGUCCUCCUGCAGGCAGGGACCUGUGUGUCCUUGACCUCCAGCCGGGGCCGGACUGUCCUCAGCAUCACCAACAUCUCCCAUAGAUGGGCAGGUGAGUACAUAUGCCGCUUCGAGGCCCAGGGAUUCAGGUGGGAGCUGCACCAGGUGGUGAGGGUGCCCCUGCAGGCAACAGAUGUGACUGGGCUCCCAGACCAGCUCUCUGUCUCCUGUGCUGCCUCCCCCGGCUUCCAGCUGAGCUGCUGCACCCCCAGCGCACAUCUGGGCUACACGGCUUCCUGGAGCCCCAGAGAGGGCGGCCAAGCCUCUGUAUUCAACACGCCAGACUCCCAGUGCUUCAUGCUGGCUGUUCAGCACUGCCCUACAGCCAACACCACAUACAUUUGUGAGCUGCAGAGCCCGGGUAUGAGCCCUUUCAGGGUCACCGUCUCUGUCACCGUCAUCCAGGAUGGACACACCACCUGCCCUGAGGACUCCUCAACUGUUGCCUGGAACGUCACCAAGGCUGGCCAUGUGGCACAGGCCCCGUGUCCCAGGGACAGGACGGGCACGGUAAAGAGGCCCUGUGGGCCUGAUGGGGUCUGGGGACCCAUCCACAGCAACUGCACAGACACGGGGCUCUUGGCUCUGCUCCUCAGAGCCCAGCUGCUACAGGCAGGCCAGGGCUGGCCUGAGGAAGAGGUGUCACAGAUCCUGGCUCAGCUGCAGGAGCAGGUAGAGGCAGUGACCUCCCCCUCUGACUUACUGGCCCUGGUGGGCACCAUGACAGUCCUGGCCAAGGUCGUGGCAGACACCGGAACACAGCUCAACUGCAGCGCCCUGGAGGCUGUCCUGAAAACCACAGACAAGGUCCUUGGCAUGAAUUCCAGCUCUCUGUGGACCCUAGCCCUGAGGCGGAUGCCCUCGGUGGGCUCCAGUCUCCUGCUGGCAGUGGAGACCCUGGCACACAGCCUGUGCCCACAGGACCAGCCCUUCUCCUUCGUCUUGCCCAACGUACAGCUGCAGAGCCAGCUCCUCGAGCCCACAUUUCCAGCUAACUACAGAGUCUCCUUCCCUACUCAACCCCCGCUGCAGGCAUGGAUUCCCAGGCAUUCAUUGGUGCCCCUGCACCAUAAUGGAACCAACGUCAGUAUUACUAGCCUGGUGCUGCAGGAACUGGACCACCUUCUGCCCUCAAACUACGGGCAAGGGCUGGGGGACUCCCUCUAUGCCACUCCUGGUCUGGUCCUCGCCAUCUCCAUCAUGGCAGGUGGCCAGGUCUUCAAGGAGGGAGAGGUCAUCAUGGACUUUGGGGACAUAGAUGGCACUCCCCAUUGUGUCUUCUGGGACCAUGAUCUCUUCCAGGGUAAGGGAGGCUGGUCUGAUGCAGGGUGCCAGGUACAGGCAACCAGUGCCAGCCCCACCACUCAGUGUAUCUGCCGGCACCUCACUGCCUUCUCCAUCCUCAUGUCUGGACACACGGUUCCAAACAACCCCACCCUGGAACUGCUGAGUCAAGUGGGCUUGGGAGCCUCCAUUCUAGCACUGCUCCUGUGCCUGGGCGUGUACAGGCUGGUGUGGAGGUUUGUGGUGCGGAACAAGGUCGCCUACCUACGCCACUCGGCCCUGCUCAACAUGGUCCUCUGCCUGCUGGCCGCAAAUGCCUGCUUCCUAGGAGCUCCACUCCUCCCUGCGGGGCCUCACAGUCCGCUCUGCCUGGCUGCUGCCUUCCUCUGUCAUUUCCUCUACCUGGCCACCUUCUUCUGGAUGCUGGCUCAGGCCCUGAUGUUGGCCCACCAGCUUCUCUUUGUCUUCCAUCAGCUGUCCAAGCUCCGAGUACUCUCCCUGAUGGUGCUCCUUGGCUACCUGUGCCCGAUGGGUUUAGCAGGUAUCACCCUAGGCCUCUACUUACCCCGAGGGCAAUACCUGAGCAAGGGGGCAUGCUGGCUGGACAAGAAAGGAGGAGCACUCUAUACCUUCGUGGGUCCAGUGCUGGCCAUCGUGGGCGUGAAUGGGCUGGUACUCACCAUGGCUGUGCUGAAGCUGCUGAGACCCUCGCUGUCAGAGGGACCCCAAGUGGAGAAGCGCCAAGCCCUCUUGGGGGUGAUCAAAGCUCUGCUCAUUCUUACACCUAUCUUCGGCCUCACCUGGGGGCUGGGGCUGGCCACUCUGCUAGAGGAAGUCUCCAUAGUCCCUCACUACCUCUUCACAGUUCUCAACGCCUCCCAGGGUGUCUUCAUCUUACUGUUUGGUUGCCUCAUGGACAAGAAGGUCCAAGAGGCUUUACGCAAACGCUUCUGCUGCAGCCACCCCCCCAGAUCCACCAUCUCCUUGGCCACAAGUGAAACCUACAUCUCACAAAACAGCAAAGGAAGAAGUAAAGAUGCCAGGUGA
Budorcas taxicolor (takin) is the source of this 2991-nucleotide messenger RNA. It is a transcript of the gene ADGRF3, whose product is annotated as adhesion G protein-coupled receptor F3. Gene Ontology annotation, biological process: G protein-coupled receptor signaling pathway; cell surface receptor signaling pathway. Lineage: Eukaryota; Metazoa; Chordata; Mammalia; Artiodactyla; Bovidae. Gene Ontology annotation, molecular function: G protein-coupled receptor activity. Bases 1 to 2991 code for a protein of 996 amino acids. The record is from RefSeq and is a predicted model, not a curated record. The transcript has 13 exons. Gene Ontology annotation, cellular component: membrane.